UCUAUCUAUCUAUCUAUCGUCUUCUUCACAAGCUGAUGACUAUGUAGUGCCACACUGAGCUCUGUAUUUAGACAACACCUCACCUCAUACAUUUCUUCAAUUCUCUAUCUAUUUCUUGAUCAUUCAUCACAUCUUCUCUUCUGUAUUCAAUGGGGAGGUUGAGAAGAUUGAAGCUUUGAUUCAUCAAUCAAAAUUGAAAUUUUUAAUUACUCCCCAAUAAAUAAAUAAAUAAAUAAAUAAAGACUUAAAUUUUUUUCUCCAUCUUCUCUUGGAGGUUUCAACAAUGGUGUCCCAAGGUGAUGAGGUGGAAUCUCCAUUGUUGCACAAGGAGUUCAAGGAGCUGGGAAGAUUACAGAGCUCAAUUUACAAUCUUACCCUUGAUGAAUUCCAGAACAGAGGCGGCAAGAGUUUCGGAUCCAUGAACAUGGACGAAUUCCUCACCAGCAUAUGGAGCCAUGAGAAUAAUAAUAAGGAAGAGGAAGGCGGUUCUUUCGCAAUCCCGGAGCCGCUUUGCCGGAAAACGGUGGACGAGGUUUGGUCGGAAAUUCAAGAAACAGAGCAACCCGCCGACGGAAACAGGGGAUCGACGGUGGCUGUUCGUCGUCGGGAAUCUAAUCAGGCGAGUAAUUACAGAGAGAUGACGCUGGAGGAGUUCUUGGUCAAAGCCGGUGUAGUCAGGGACAGAGAUUCGUUUCGGAGCGGCAAUGAUCUCGCCGGCGGAGAUUACGAUUUGGGGUCGCCGCAGUGUUGCACGGGGAGCAUCCGCAGGAAUAGUUAUUUUCUGCAACAGGGUGUUGGUUACGGCGGUGGCCGUGGGGGAGCGGUGGUAAGUCCGGUUUCGUCCGAGGGCCACUGCGGGAGCCGGCAUGGAUCGGAGGUAGGUGGCAGAGUAAGCCGGAAGAGGGUCGUCGAUGGGCCGGAGGAGGUGGUGGUGGCGCGGAGGCAGAGAAGGAUGAUCAAAAAUAGGGAAUCGGCAGCCCGGUCCAGAGCAAGAAAGCAGGCUUACACAGAGGAGCUUGAAGCAGAAGUGAAUCAUUUGAGAGAAGAAAACAGUCAGCUAAGGCUAGCCCUGGAAGAGUUGGAAAACAACAUAAACCAAGAGGAAUGUAGUGUGAAAUGAACUCAUGAUGAGUUUUGGUUGCUUGAAGAAUGUUAUAAAAAUGGUGGCUGUCAGAAUUUUACAGUAAUGGCGGCGGCGGCCAAUGAAGAAGUGAAGAGGAC
This is a messenger RNA of Cuscuta campestris, 1221 nucleotides long. The record is from the annotation of a GenBank genome assembly. NCBI's taxonomy places the organism in Eukaryota, Viridiplantae, Streptophyta, Magnoliopsida, Solanales, Convolvulaceae.